CGUAGGCGGCUACUUGGGAAAUAAUUUACGGGGUUUAUGCAAACAGGCAGCCCGCUGCGUCGCUUGCCAUUUUUUCACGAUAGAAGGUUGGAGGUUGUCUCGUUUAUCUUCGACUCACAGGCUCGAAUUGUUCCGCCGGACGAUCUCAGUGAUUUUUCCGAAGGAUUUCCUUAAGCAGCUGAAGACAGACGAAUCAUCAUCAUGGCUGGAUCGGACGUAGACAUGGCCGAAUUGGCAGAGUCCUUCAAGGCGUUUGCCAUCCAGGGCGACACCAAGGCCACGGGCAAGGACAUGACCAACAAGAACUGGGCCAAGAUGUGCAAGGACUGCAAGGUCAUCGACGGCAAGAAGGUGACCGGCACGGACGUCGAUAUCGUCUUCUCCAAAGUCAAGGACAAGUCUGCCCGUACGAUCACGUUUGACCAGUGCAAGACGGCCCUGACGGAGCUGUCCGCCAAGAGGUUUCCCAAGGACGACGCCGCGCAGGACAAGACCUUCGCUCUGAUAGCGGGGAAGAAGCCGGGAACCACCGGCGUCACGAAAGCGGUGAAGGCGGGAGGAGUUGACCGUCUGACGGACGCCUCCCAGUACACCGGCUCUCACAAGGAGCGUUUCGACGCGGAGGGCAAGGGCAAGGGGUUAGAGGGGCGCGUAGACAAGGCCGACACCUCGGGUUACGUCGGAGCUUACAAGGGAUCAGGCAGCUACGAUAAAAAGUAAGCAUGCCCAGCAGGCUGCCCAGGCCUGCCGCCUUGUGAGAUUCAUCAGAACUGCAGGUGCAGCCACAAACCGUCCAAUGUUGAGUGUUCGUUUAUUAACAAGCAGUAAUCUGUAAGCUUGAGUUGUAAUAGAAUUUUGCUGUAGCGGUGUUGUUUUUUCGUGAAAUGCUGUGGAGAAUAUAUAUCCAAAAAGUAUCACUAUUGGCUGGAUCCAUGUUGUAUGUGUGUGAAAAUAUGUAGUACAUUCUUCGUCCAUCAUAAUCAGCAUAUAACAAUAAAGCAAAUCAUAACAUCAAAUUGGAUAGUAUUGACUGUAUUAAUGUACUAAGCACAAUUUCGGAAAGAAUUUGGUUUUCACAAUGAUAGAAAUCAUUCCAUUUCAUUCAUUCAGACCGAUAGAUCAAAAUUGAACAAAAUUUUUAACGCCAGUCACUAUCAAAAAUGUAUACGGACUAAUUAUACUUUCAACACGGGAAGAAAAAGGGAAGUUAGAGAGGGUGAAAUAUAGAAGAAAUGCGGAGAGAAAGAGAGGAGGGGAGUGUUGCCUAUGUAAGAUCACAUGCGCACCAGCAUUUUGUCACGAGCUUCCUUUUAUACAUUGAGUUGCUUCUAUGUUGCUGUUAAUAAACGGUGUUUC
Branchiostoma belcheri (Belcher's lancelet) is the source of this 1356-nucleotide messenger RNA. Its product is annotated as tubulin polymerization-promoting protein family member 3-like. Bases 202 to 720 code for a protein of 172 amino acids. Gene Ontology annotation, molecular function: tubulin binding. The record is from RefSeq and is a predicted model, not a curated record. Gene Ontology annotation, cellular component: microtubule. Gene Ontology annotation, biological process: microtubule polymerization; microtubule bundle formation; positive regulation of protein polymerization. The transcript has 5 exons. NCBI's taxonomy places the organism in Eukaryota, Metazoa, Chordata, Leptocardii, Amphioxiformes, Branchiostomatidae.